Molecule: messenger RNA, 750 nt
Organism: Acanthosepion pharaonis
Lineage: Eukaryota; Metazoa; Mollusca; Cephalopoda; Sepiida; Sepiidae
Source: the annotation of a GenBank genome assembly
AUGUCUCUUCAUUAUCUAUCUAUCUAUCUAUCUAUGUAUACAUGUCUGUUCAUUAUCUAUGUCUAUUCAUAUCAUUCUCUAUAUAUCUAUCUAUCUGUCUAUCUAUCUAUGUCUCUCUUCAUAUCUAUCUAUCUAUCUAUCUAUCUAUCUAUCUAUUUAUCUAUCUAUCUAUCUAUCUCAGUCUGUUCAUAUCUAUCUAUCUAUCUAUCUAUCUAUCUCAGUCUGUUCAUAUCUAUCUAUCUAUCUAUCUAUCUAUCUAUCUAUCUAUCUAUCUCAGUCUGUUCAUAUCUAUCUAUCUAUCUAUCUAUCUAUCUAUUUAUCUAUCCAUGUCUGUUCAUCUAUCUGUUCAUAUCUAUAACUAGCUCGCUAUACAUCUAUCUAUCUAUCUAUCUCAGUUCAUAUCUAUCUCAGUCUGUUCAUCUAUCAUCUAUCUAUCUAUCUAUAUCUAUCUAUCUAUCUAUCUAUGUUUCUUUUCUUUCAUCCAUGUUUGUUUCAUUAUCUAUCUAUCUCAGUCUCAUUCAUCUCAGUCAUUCUCUAUCUAUCUAUCUAUCUAUGUUUCUUUCUUUCAUCCAUGUUUGUUUCUAUCUAUCUAUCUAUGUCAUAUCUAUCUCAGUCUGUUCAUAUCUUCUAUCCAUCUAUCUAUCUAUCUAUCUAUCUAUCUAUCUAUCUAUCUAUCUAUCUAUCUAUGUUUAUUAUCUCUCUAUCUGUCUAUUUCACUUUUUCAUAUAUAUCUAUCUAUGCGGUCACUAA